AUGGCCUUCCUGCUGCCCUUGUGCCGUUGCUCACAAGCGGUGGCGGAAGCGGCGCUGGAAGACGCGGACGAGAAGGACAUCCAGCAGGAUGGAGAUGCCAAGCUGGGCCUGCCUCACUUCGAGGAGCUUUCUGUCCCAGCGGCUCCUAGCAAGGUAGCACCAGAAGUGGAGGAACAGGCUGCUUCUGAGCAUUCAACGGCUACGCCUUCAGGUUCUCAGGAGGCCGCUCCGGAAGUGGCAGACACGCAGCUGGCAUCGCAAGCGCCGGCGCCGCAGGAAAAGCAGGAAGCAAAGGCUGAAGCAAAGCCUACGCAGCCGAAGCCAGCGCAGAAGGCGCCAAAGCGGCCGCCGGAACCCCUCACAGGGCUGGACGAGCAAAACUUCAACGACCGCGGGGUGUCCACGCUAGAUGAGUCGAAGAAGUUCACCUACACCAUAGGAAACGAGUACAAGUGCGAGCUCAAAGGAUGGACGCACACCAGACCGUACGCAUUUGGCUUUGUUCGCAACAAGCCUGGCACAGCACGAGCGGUGGUCUCUGGCCUUGACCCAGAGGUCGCCUACUUUUGGAAGGUCUAUCAGGUGGCGAACCUCUACGGAAGUGCCAACAGCCUCUCUGUGAAUGGGGAGGACCAGGGCAAGACCACGGCCAGCAAGUCAAAGGAGGCCACUGCAUCGGGCAAGGCGGUGGCAGACAAAGCAGGGAAGAUCACCUUCACCUUCACUCGGGAAGGUGAUGAGGUGCACCUGUCCGGCCUCGCUGUAGGUCGAGAGGAGGAGAAAGAGGGGAAGCCUAAGCCGAAGGCAAAAGCGAAGGUCAAGGCCAAGGCUAAGAAGUCAGGCAAGAAGGAUGAAGAGAAGUAUGAUGAGCUGGGUCGACGGAUCGACCGCUUGCCGCAGAACAAAAAGACGGUCUUUGACUCCUCGUCAGAUGAGGACUUCGAUGACAACUGUCCAUCUUCGAAGAAGAACGCGGACUUUGAGAGGGAGCUGAAGAGGAUGAAGAAGCAGGUUCGAGCAGGCAUGAGCGCGCAACAGCGGGAGGAGAUGGAGAAUCCUUGGCUUCACACGCAGGUCUCGGACCAGGAGCGGCAGCUCAAGAAGAACAUGUUUAAGAGCUUCUACCAAGAGCAGUAUGCGCGGCUGAAGGCCAAGGCCGGGCCGGACCUCGAGCAGUACGACAAGAAAGAUCCGACCACCGGGGAGACGCUGGCGCCGAAUCUGAAGGCGGAAGGGGGGCACCGGCCCAUGCCGCGGCCCAGGGGCGUCAAGCCGCCCUCGGACUUCCGGAAGGAUGUGGGCCGCAUCUCCGGGAAGGACCUGCGGGAGAAACACGGAUGCGAAGGCCCGCGGAUGCUCAUCUCAGUGUAUGGUGACAUUUUCGACGUUUCUGAUCGGCCAGAUAAGUACGGACCAGAUGGGCCAUACUGGUACAUGACCGGCAAAGACAUCACUUGGGCCCUCGUGAGCGGUGAGGACUCUGAGGAGAACAUGGACAAGUUCUAUGACCUCUUCAAGAUCCAACCGGCCGAAGCGGCAGACCGGCGGUUGCAGGGGCUCAUGAGCUGGUGGGCCUUUUACGAGAAGGAGUACGGCCAGCCGGUUGGCCGGAACACGGCCUAUGACAAGGAGUGGGGGCUUCCAGCUCCGCCUCAUGUGGAAGCUGCCUGCUCAGUAAUGUGA
Molecule: messenger RNA, 1683 nt
Organism: Effrenium voratum
Lineage: Eukaryota; Dinophyceae; Suessiales; Symbiodiniaceae
Source: the annotation of a GenBank genome assembly